Myripristis murdjan (pinecone soldierfish) is the source of this 657-nucleotide messenger RNA. RefSeq names its product neoverrucotoxin subunit alpha-like. The coding region runs from base 104 to 553 and encodes 149 amino acids. The record is from RefSeq and is a predicted model, not a curated record. Gene Ontology annotation, molecular function: protein binding. Lineage: Eukaryota; Metazoa; Chordata; Actinopteri; Holocentriformes; Holocentridae. The transcript is spliced from 3 exons.
GUUGAAACCAGGUCUGAGGAAGUAUUCCUGUGAACUGAAACUGGACUCAAACACAGCAAACAGAAACCUUGUCCUGUGUGAUGACGACAGGAAGGCAACACUGAUGAGAGAGGAGCAGCCAUAUCCUGAUCACUCAGACAGAUUUCUCAUCAAGUGGCAGAUCCUGUGUAGAGAUGGUCUGACUGGUCGCUGCUACUGGCAGUUUGAAUGGAAAGGAUGGGUGGCCAUAGCAGUGACUUACAGAGAAAUCAGCCGGAGAGGAGACAGUUAUGACUGUGUUCUUGGCAGGAAUGAGAAGUCCUGGACUCUGACCUGCUAUGAUGAUGGUUUCACCGCCUGGCACAAUAACCGGGCCACAGCCAUUCCUAUCCGCUCCUCCUCAAAGAGAGUGGUAGUUUAUCUGGACUGGCCUGCUGGCUCUCUGUCCUUCUACAGCGUCUCCUCUGACACACUGAUCCACCUCCACACCUUCAACAACACCUUCACUGAGCCUCUGUACCCGGGCUUUUGGUUUGGGUCACAUGACUCCUCAGUGUCUAUGUGUGACAUUUGAGGAGGGAGAGUCGCCUCCUGUGUGGAGAAACACUGUAUAUAAAAAGUGACAUCAGUACAUUAUUACAUUAUUGGCUCCACAUUUAACAUUUUUUGUAUUUUUUU